AUGGAAAAUUUUUCAUCAUCGUCGACAAUCCGCCCUUCACCUUUAUCUAAAAUUUUACCUUUAACAAUUAAUUCUAAACUUUCACCAAAACUUUACAGGAAAAUGCGAUCUCGGUUUGCUCAACUGAAUAUAUCACUUGAAGGACUUGGUAUUCCCGUAUCUGUGGUCUCUCAGGAUGAUUGUAUACCGGAAAUCUGGGUUCUUUUUUUUGAAAAACUUUAUGGACGCGUUCCUGACAUUAUCAGACACGCAAAUACACCCGACGACCACCUUCAUAAUCUUCGAAUCAUAAUUGGCAUUUUGUCGUAUGACAUUAUAAAAGAUGAUUUAUCACAUAUUUCGCUUGAGGGAGUUCGUGAUAGAGAAAUUGAACCUGUGUUAAAAAUGAUAGAAAUAUUUGUUUUACUUCAAAAAAUCCCACAAGAGCAUAUAGAACCACACCAAGGAGGGAAUGUGGGAAGAUUAUCAAUGUAUGGAACGAUGUUACAACCCAAAUUAAAAGAGGUGAAAAAAAAAAAUCGAAGCAAUAAUUUAAGUGGAUCCGAGAAUGAUUCAAAAAUUGUUCCCGCGCCUACUUUAGAAAAAACUUCAUUAAAAAGUUCCUUGGUGAACUCAAAUCAUUCAAAAAAUUCAAAAGCAAAAAUUUUACAACCGAAAAGCCAUAUCACAAAAUCAAGGAACAAAGACGAGAUUAUUAGUCAUAGAGUUAAUUACAAUCAAAAGUUGAGUAGUAAUGAAUUUUUAUUGGGAGAAGAAAAUAAAAUAAGCGGGAAGGUAGCAAAGAGGAGCAAUAAAAAAUAUCUAUUGCAUGAAUCCAUUUUUUCAAAAAAGAGUAGAGAUAUUGCUGUACAGACUGAUAAUUCAAAUCUACCUUAUCAUGAACAAUUUAACACUGGCAAAUAUAGUUAUUCAAUAUCACCUUUUCCUCGACAUAAAAUUCAUUCCCGAGCACCUCUGAGUUAUAUCUCUGAGUCAUCCUGUCGAUCGUUACAUUUUAUAUACGAUACCGUUUUACCUUCUAGCGAAAGUUAUUCUUUAUGUUCACAUAACCAAAGAAAACACAUUUCCAAUUCAUCGAUAAGCAAAGAUCGUGCUGAAAAAAAAAUAAAAACGGUUGAUACAAACUAUUCGAGAAUUUAUACAAUCGAUAUGUCAUUUAUAAAAUUAUUGAAAUCACGGAGGGAAUAUUUGAUUCAAAUGAAUAAUAAAUUAUCCGCUGAAGGCAAAGCGAGGAGCUUUCAUUUGAGCAAAAAAAUAAUGCAAAUAUCUAAAAAAUUGGCAAAUAUUAAAUACGGAACAAGGUCUGACAAUAUGAGCUCUGAAAGUUAUAAUUUCCAAAAUAGACGUGAAAUACAUGAUGUAGGUACAUCUACUCCCUCAGAAAUAGAAAGAAGUAACAAUCUUAAUAAGAUUGCCACUAUGCCAACCUCAACUUUAUUAUCUACAACCGCUUCACCACGGUGUGAUAGUUCUGAGGCAUAA
Molecule: messenger RNA, 1482 nt
Organism: Diversispora eburnea
Lineage: Eukaryota; Fungi; Glomeromycota; Glomeromycetes; Diversisporales; Diversisporaceae
Source: the annotation of a GenBank genome assembly